This is a messenger RNA of Lolium rigidum, 1588 nucleotides long. Its product is annotated as probable receptor-like serine/threonine-protein kinase At4g34500. The transcript is spliced from 5 exons. Gene Ontology annotation, biological process: protein phosphorylation. Bases 1 to 1407 code for a protein of 468 amino acids. The record is from RefSeq and is a predicted model, not a curated record. Gene Ontology annotation, molecular function: protein kinase activity; ATP binding. Lineage: Eukaryota; Viridiplantae; Streptophyta; Magnoliopsida; Poales; Poaceae.
AUGGACGACGCCGGACCGCCGCCCGCCGCCUCCGUCGACGUCGCCGGCGCCUCCGCCAGGACGAAGUCCUUCCUCGGCCUGUCCACCCCGUUAGAGAUCGCGGUGGCCGCCGCCAUCGUGCUCGUCCUCGUCAUGUCGGCCGCAACAAUCGCCGCGUACCUCACGCGCCGGCGCGGCGCCAAGCGGCCGCAGUCCUCGCGCGUCGACCACGCGCUCUCCUCUGGCUCGUCGCUGCUCCCGACCUCCACGCCCAAGCAGCAGCCGAAGUACGUGGAGGUCGGCGGGGCGGAGGUCGGCACGAGCUCCUCCGACGUGGCCAGCUCGUCCGCGGCGGCUAGCUCCCUCGACUCGCCGGUGAAGAGGAAAGUGGGGAGGAUCAGCGGCGCGGCGCCCGGGGUGGAGAUGGGCUGGGGGCGGUGGUACGAGCUGGAGGAGCUGGAGGCUGCCACGGGAGGGUUCCGCGAGGCGAACGUGGUCGGGGAGGGAGGCUACGGCACGGUGUACCGCGGCGUGCUCGCCGACGGCGAGGUGGUCGCCGUCAAGUUCCUGUUCGAUCACAAGGGUCAGGCCGAGCAGGAGUUCAAGGUGGAGGUUGAAGCUAUCGGCAGAGUGAGGCACAAGCACCUCGCCGGCCUCAUCGGCUACUGCGCGGAAGGGCCUAAACGGAUGCUCGUGUACGAGUUUGUUGAGAACGGCAACUUGGAGCAGUGGCUGCACGGCGACGUUGGCCCCGUCAGCCCGCUGGCAUGGGAGACACGGCUCAACAUCGCCAUCGGGACGGCCAAAGGCAUCGCGUACCUGCACGAAGGGCUGGAGCCGAAGGUGGUGCACAGGGACAUCAAGUCCAGCAACAUCCUCCUGGACAAGAAGUGGAACGCCAAGGUCUCCGACUUCGGCAUGGCCAAGGUGCUCGGCCCCGGCUCCAGCUACGUGACCACGCGCGUCAUGGGCACCUUCGGGUACGUGGCCCCCGAGUACGCGUCGACGGGGAUGCUCAACGAGAGCAGCGACGUCUACAGCUUCGGGGUGCUGCUCAUGGAGCUCGUCUCCGGACGGAGCCCCGUCGACUACAACCGGCCGCCCGGCGAGGUGAACCUGGUGGAGUGGUUCAAGGGGGUGGUGGGGAGCCGGCGCGUGGAGGACCUGCUCGACCCGCGCAUCCAGCCGGCGCCGCCGCCCAGGGCGCUCAACAGGGUGCUGCUCGUCUGCCUCCGCUGCAUCGACUCCGACGCACACAAGCGGCCUAAGAUGGGGCAGAUCGUCCACAUGCUCGAAGGCGACGACUUCCCCUUCCGCACCGAGCACCGUUCGCCGAGGGCGGCUCACCGGCCGUCCACCAACGCGCGGACGUCGCUUCUGGCCGAGAAGGCCGGGGCCGAUGACGCGGACAAAUCGACGUGGAGAUAAGCGGUCACCUUGCCUGACGCGAGGGCUGCUGAGCUGACUUUUCUUCUCUGUGGUGUACAUUUUUGUUUCCUUAUCGCGCUCUUCGGUUUGGAUUUAUGGUCUUUUGCCGUAGCAAUGCGUAGCUGACAUGACCGGCAUUUGGUUAUUGUUGAUUUUGUAAUACCGUGGGGGACAAUACCUG